GUGAUCAUCAUCCGUGUAAGUCCAUUGGAGAUUGAGGACUAGCCAGCUGAAGAAGAUAACACCUAUGGAUACAGAUCUCUGCUCCAGCUCUUACUACCUACCUCAGCCCUUGCCGAAGCUAUGGCAAGUCUCCGAGUGCGGCUUGGCCGGUAGUAGCGCCAUAGCUCCCGUGCUUCCCCACGGUUGGCAGGAAGUCAACGAUGAGCGGUCAGCACUGCAGCAGCAAUCCGUUAGCCAGCCCCAUUCAAACACUGGUUAUUGACUGCGUUUGGUCCCGCCGACCUGAGUGUUUGUGGCAACCCGCAAAGCAGCAUGAUGCCAGUAUGCUCGCCGUAUCUGGCAAAAUCUGUAGUACAGUGUACGGAGUAAACACCGCCGCUUCACGGGAGGAAUUCUCGAAGGCUUCUUCCACUCUUCUCCACUGAUUCGAUCACCCCCGGACAAACCGGGGUGACUGCGAUAUUUCUUUUUUCCAUACGGCUCUUCCCACCCGCCACCCGCAGACGUUCACCACCUACGUGCAGCAUUGCGACCCAAGGAGACCUGUACUCGCAUAGCAUGGGGCUGGUCUUUCCAAUGACACCGAGACGCGGAAAUGGAUGGCUCUGCGAGUCUCGGUGGAGUCCGCAUACCCGAGCCUCCCCGACUUGUUUGCCAACUUCAUCUCCAGUCCAGAUACCGAUUACCAACCGAUGGCCGAGGCUGGUGGCAUGUUGCUGCCAAACGAAAUCCUCAAAGAUGGCGCAACGCGGUCGAUAGCCCAAACUAGCUGCAUCGGUCAAUCUAUCGGGAGCAUACGGUUGCGUUCUCAUCCUUCGCCGCCCUGCGAGGCGCCGCCAACGCAGCAACGGCAGCUAAACCGUUUUGGAUGCAGGAAGCCGGCGUCAAAUGUACAUCUCCCGCCCAUGUCUCACCAAAGUUCGAAUAGAGACAUACGGAUGGAGGAUGCCACAUUGUUUCACAGCAAAGUUGCUGCGCAAAAAGCAGGCUUCCUCUUGAUCGAGCUACGUGUCGAUGUCUUGAAAGACAUUUUCCUUGGCCAAGUUUGCCACAUCAUCUAUCGGGCGGUAGUCCGGCAUACGGUUGUCUUCGUGGGACCUCAUUUGAGUCCACGUGGAUCGUCUCCUUGCUACUACAUAGAUGUCAUCGCCCGCCAGGAUGGCCGCAUGAAAGCAAGGCCUCGUCAGUGAUCGCCCUCGCAUGGCUAGGGAGCACGGGAGCAAGAAAGGGGUCUCUCUCUGAGUCUCGAAUCGUUCGAGGCCGGUACCUGCACGUCAAAAGUUUGAAUACGACAUGGUCAUCUAGCGCAUUGGAUCUGGCGACUCGGAUCAACAGUAUCGUUCAAGGGAGAGAUUAAGCUUGGGCCAAUGGUAAACACAAAAGGCCAUGGAUAUCUCGAACUAUUGGUCGUCAAGAUGCACGAAGAAGGCGUCGAACAGUCGGGCCACGAAAGGAUCCGAAUCCCGACGUAGCAAGCUCAUCGAGGUCUACAUACACAUUCUUAGGCACACAUCAGGCGGACGAAAAGGAGCGUCGAUGGCGAUUCCGGUAGCGUGAUGAUACACAUUACACCGGCCCUGCGAGUAGGGAAGACG
Messenger RNA from Colletotrichum scovillei, 1595 nucleotides. RefSeq lists its product as uncharacterized. The record is from RefSeq and is a predicted model, not a curated record. The transcript has a single exon. Lineage: Eukaryota; Fungi; Ascomycota; Sordariomycetes; Glomerellales; Glomerellaceae. The coding region runs from base 600 to 1190 and encodes 196 amino acids.